AUGGAGAACGCCACAGAGGUGAGUGUGUUCAUCUUGCUGGGACUCACCAGCACCCCAGAACUGCAGCUUCCCCUCUUUGCAGUGUUCCUGCUCAUCUACCUCAUCACUGUGACUGGGAACCUUGGGAUGGUCAUGGUGAUUCUGCUGGACCCUCGUCUGCACACCCCCAUGUACUUCUUCCUCAGCAACCUGUCCCUAGUAGACUUCUGUUCCUCCUCAACAGUCACCCCGAAGGUUCUGGCUGGUUUGGUUACAGAUGACAAACUUAUCCCUUACAAUGCUUGUGCUGCUCAGAUGUUCUUCUUCGUCUUCUUUGCCACUGCAGAGAGUUAUCUCCUGACCUCCAUGGCCUAUGAUCGCUUUGUAGCAGUGUGUAAGCCCCUGCACUACCCUGUGAUCAUGACGAGGACUGUGUGUGCUCAUCUGGCCAUGGGCUCUUACAGCUCUGGUUUUAUGACUGCUGCUGUUGAAGCUGGAGACACCUUCUGCCUCCCUUUCUGUGUGACCAGUGUGGUCCACCACUUCUUCAGUGAUGUUCCAGCAGUCAUGACUCUGGCUUGUUCUGAUAAACACAUUAAUGAGUUGAUUGUUGUGUUUCUCGCAAGCAUUCAUGUUAUUUUUGCACUAGUUGUUAUUUUAAUUUCCUACCUGCUUAUAUUUAUCACCAUUUCUAAGAUGUGCUCAGGGGAGGGAGUUAAAAAGGCUUUGUUCACCUGCAUCUCCCACCUCACUGCUGUUUCCUUGUUUUAUGGAACUGCCACCAUCAUGUACCUGCAGCCCAGCUCCAGUCACUCCAUGGACACCGACAAAGUUGCCUCUGUGUUCUACACCAUGGUCAUCCCCAUGCUGAACCCCCUGGUCUACAGUCUGAGGAACAAGGAGGUCAAGAGCGCAUUCCAGAAGGUUGUCGUGCACACAAAAUUGUCUUUAAGAUUUGGUGUGGACUCUGGAGGAGGCACAAGUACUGUCUAG
This is a messenger RNA of Chinchilla lanigera (long-tailed chinchilla), 972 nucleotides long. Its product is annotated as olfactory receptor 5B2-like. The transcript has a single exon. Gene Ontology annotation, molecular function: olfactory receptor activity; G protein-coupled receptor activity; odorant binding. The record is from RefSeq and is a predicted model, not a curated record. NCBI's taxonomy places the organism in Eukaryota, Metazoa, Chordata, Mammalia, Rodentia, Chinchillidae. Gene Ontology annotation, biological process: G protein-coupled receptor signaling pathway; sensory perception of smell. Gene Ontology annotation, cellular component: membrane. Bases 1 to 972 code for a protein of 323 amino acids.